Molecule: messenger RNA, 1712 nt
Organism: Prosopis cineraria
Lineage: Eukaryota; Viridiplantae; Streptophyta; Magnoliopsida; Fabales; Fabaceae
Product: fatty acyl-CoA reductase 2, chloroplastic-like
Exons: 9
Coding region: 88-1587 (499 amino acids)
Biological process (GO): long-chain fatty-acyl-CoA metabolic process; suberin biosynthetic process
Cellular component (GO): intracellular membrane-bounded organelle
Molecular function (GO): alcohol-forming very long-chain fatty acyl-CoA reductase (NADP+) activity
Source: RefSeq, a predicted model, not a curated record
CAGACGAAGCAGCCCAGAAGCCAAACCUUCGAGUACCGAUCGAUUGAUCCCUCUCUCUCUCUGAUCAGUCUCUUUGUUAUUGAAUCGAUGAUUUCUUCUCUCAGUAUUAACUUUUCCUUUCCAUUGUUGAAACCUCAAACGAUUCAUUAUGGACCUUUCAAAACCAUCAAUAUCAAGAAUAGAAGCCAAAUGAAAAAUUAUUUUUCUGAUAACAAGAAGCAGCCUAAGGGCAUUAACGGUAGUGUUGUUCCCAGUCCAAAAAGAGGAAAUGGCUCAGAAAGGGAACGUGGCCAAGGAAUUGGUAUCGCCAAGUUUCUUCAGGGAAAGAAUUAUCUUGUUACUGGUGCUACUGGUUUUCUAGGAAAAGUUUUUCUUGAGAAGAUGUUGAGAACCGCGCCUGACGUAGGCCAGAUUUUUGUCUUGAUCAAAGCAAAAGACAAGGAAGCAGCGUUAAACAGAUUAAAAACUGAGAUCAUAGACUCUGAAUUGUUGAAGAGUCUUGAAGAAGUGUACGGAAAAAACUACAAGACCUUGGUGAUGAGCAAGCUAGUGGCAGUGCCUGGGUGUGUUUGUGAAUAUGAUCUUGGGAUGGACCCACUCAGAGCCAAUGAAAUUGCAGCGAAAGUGAACGUGAUUGUAAAUUCAGCAGCCAGCACCAAAUUUGAUGAAAGGUAUGAUGUUGCUCUCAACAGCAACACAAAAGGGCCAUCUCACCUCCUAAACUUUGCAAAGAGCUGUAAGAAUAUUUGUCUUUUCCUUCACAUAUCAACAGCUUAUGUCAGUGAUGGAGAAGCAAAAAUAAUACAAGAAAGCCCAUUGUGUAUGGGAGAGAGCAAUGUUUCUAGGAAGAGGAAUAAUAUCUCAGAAAACCAAACAUCAGUUCCCAGUCUUGAUAUUGAUAAUGAAAUGAGGUUGGCAACAAAUAUAAUGGAGCUUGUUAAUGAUAGCGAAGUAGCUAAAGAGAUGAAAAUACUUGGUCUUGAGAGGGCCAAAAUUCAUGGAUGGCCAAAUACUUAUUCAUUUACAAAAGCUAUGGGUGAGAUGAUAAUUACGAGCUUGAAAGGUGAUAUACCCCUUGCUAUUGUUCGUCCAACUGUGAUUGGAAGUACCUACAAAGAACCCUUCCCUGGAUGGAUAGAAGGAAAUAGAAUGGUUGAUCCAUUUAUUUUAUCCUAUGGACAAGGAAAGCUUUUUGGAAUGUUUGCAGACUCAAAAGUAAUUUUGGACAUGGUUCCUGUUGAUAUGGUAGUGAAUGCUUUAAUAGCUAUAAUGGCAAAGCAUGUGAAUUUUGAUAAUCCUAACCUAACUGUGUACCAUAUUGGAUCGUCAAUGAUAAAUCCAAUUUCAAUUGGAGAUAUGGUUGAUUAUUUUUACACGCAUUUCAAGUGUUGUCCACUUUCAGACCCAAAGGGAAUGAUAUUAGCAUCUCCAAGGUUUGACAUUAGGAAUACACAAAAGUUAAUGGAAGAGAUGUCUGAUGAAGAGAUCAGAGAGUUUUGGUUUGACCUAGGAAGCAUAAAUUGGGAGGAAUAUAUCUGCAACAUUCACAUUCCAGGACUAAGAAAGCGUGUUUUGAAGAGCAAGUAGUACCUAAAAAUAAUUUCCCUUCCUUUAAUUUGUUACCAACUUUGUUAGUUUUUGAUAUGAAAUUUAACGGUAUGUAAAAUUGAGGAAAAUAAAAUCUCAAUGCAAUAUUGUUGUUUUUGUUGUUA